AUGGAGAAGCCAGAUAUCGAGCCUCGCGUCGCCGAAUCCUUGAGUAGCGACUUCGAUCCAGCCUUGGAGAAGAAGUUGCUGCGGAAGUUGGACUGGCGCAUCAUCCCUGCGCUAUGGUUCCUGUUCCUCGUGUCAUUCAUGGACCGAUCGAACAUCGGAAAUGCCAAAAUCGCUGGAAUGGUUAAAGAGCUGCAUAUGGUCGGAAAUGAUUACAAUGUCGCCGUUACAAUGUUCACUGUCGCAUAUGUGAUUUUCGGAGUGCCCGCCAAUCUCCUGGUGAAGAAAUUCGGCCCCAGAAUGCUGGUCAUCUACAUGUUUACCUGGGCGGAUACGCAGGGUGGCGAUGACGCGAACUUCUUGACACCCGAGGAGAAGGCGUUACUGCUGGCUCGCCUGGAGGCUGAUGGUGGUGGUGUCCGCAACGACCCCAUUUCCUUGAAACGUGUAUUCAGUAUGGCAGCCGACUGGAAGAUCUGGAUCUGCGUCUUGGCCUACAUCGGCGCCGAAGAAAGCGCUAGCUCUCUUGUGGCAUUCCAGCCCACCAUCCUCAGGGACCUUGGCUGGACCGCCCGUUCUGCACAAGCGCACAGCAUUCCUAUCUAUGCAGUCGCAUUUGUGCUGACACUUUCUAGUGCCUGGUUGAGUGAUCAUCUCCGACACCGCUUCUUAUUCACUCUCUUCGGCUCGGUUCUGAUCAUUAUCGGAUGGAGCAUUCAGCUGGCGCAUUAUCUGCCAGCGGCUGUCCGCUACAUGGGCAUGUUCUUUGUGGCUUCCGGUGCCUUUAUCAUGAUGUCAAUCACGGUGGUAUGGUUAUGCAUCAACCUCGGCAAGGGAGUCAAGCGCAGUGUAGGUAUGGGUCUGCUUCCAGCAUUCGGCAAUUGCGGUGCCUUUGUAUCCGGGAACGUAUUUAUCACCAGCCAGUCCCCCAAAUAUCCAGUAGGAUUUGGUGUUGGGUUAGGCUUUGCAGUCAUGGCCGGAGUGGCAAGCACGGUGUACUAUUUCGGCUUGCGCGCGGAGAACCGCCGUCGCGACAGCCAGCCCGAGCAGGAGUGGACCCCGGAAAGUGCUCAGGAUCUCGGAGAUGCGCACCCAGAUUUUCGGUUUCACCUGUAG
Aspergillus bombycis is the source of this 1113-nucleotide messenger RNA. RefSeq names its product vitamin H transporter. The record is from RefSeq and is a predicted model, not a curated record. Gene Ontology annotation, molecular function: transmembrane transporter activity. The transcript has 5 exons. NCBI's taxonomy places the organism in Eukaryota, Fungi, Ascomycota, Eurotiomycetes, Eurotiales, Aspergillaceae. Gene Ontology annotation, cellular component: membrane. The coding region runs from base 1 to 1113 and encodes 370 amino acids.